Messenger RNA from Saccharomyces kudriavzevii IFO 1802, 2076 nucleotides. It is a transcript of the gene VPS33, whose product is annotated as tethering complex ATP-binding subunit VPS33. NCBI's taxonomy places the organism in Eukaryota, Fungi, Ascomycota, Saccharomycetes, Saccharomycetales, Saccharomycetaceae. The transcript has a single exon. The record is from RefSeq and is a predicted model, not a curated record. Gene Ontology annotation, biological process: intracellular protein transport; vesicle-mediated transport. Gene Ontology annotation, cellular component: CORVET complex; fungal-type vacuole. The coding region runs from base 1 to 2076 and encodes 691 amino acids.
AUGAAUAAGUUUUGGAACACUAGAAAGUUUUCAUUUACAAAUUCUGACGGAUUGUGUGCUAUCUUAAAUGAAAUAUCUCAGAAUGAUGAAAUUCUUGUGGUACAACCUAGCGUUCUGCCCAUACUCAAUAAUUUACUGACUUUUCAGGAAUUGACCCAAUCGACACCUGUGAAAAAAAUUACGCUACUCAAUGAUCAACUAGGCGACGACUUAUCUGGAGCGCUAGGGACUGUCCCGCAAAUGGAUCUUAUUUUCCUUAUUGAUGUCAGAACAUCCCUUCGGCUUCCUCCACAAUUAUGCGAUUCUGCUCAGAAGCACAACCUAUCACCAUUGCAUAUAAUAUAUUGUCAGUGGAAAACUUCUUUUCCCGAAAAUUCAAAGAAUUCAGAGCAGUGUCAGAAGGAUGAAAAUACCUUGAACAUCACAGAACCACAUUUCCCCAAUGUCAUUGAAUCUCAACUAACAGAAAUAUCGAAUGAACAUUUUCUUUAUGCUUGGGAUCUCUUACCGUUCCCACAGAUUGACGAUAACGUUUUAUUGACUCAUUCUCUGUAUAACAUGGAAAAUGUAAAUAUGUAUUAUCCGGAGUUGCGAUCCUUGCAAAGUGCCACCGAAUCGAUAAUAGUUGACGAUAUGGUGAAUUCUCUGCGAAGUUUGAUCUUGGAGACUAACAGCAUCGUAACCAAUGUUGUAUCCAUAGGUAAUAUGUCCAAGAGAUGUAGUCACCUUUUGAAAAAAAGAAUUGACGAACAACUGACGGAAAACGAUUUGUUCAUCAAAGGUACACUUUAUGGUGAACGAACUAAUUGCGGACUAGAAAUGGACUUGAUUAUCCUAGAGAGAAAUGUCGAUCCUAUAACACCAUUGCUGACACAACUUACGUAUGCAGGAAUAUUGGACGAUCUAUAUGAAUUUAAUUCGGGAAUUAAGAUAGGGGAGAAAGACAUGAAUUUCAAUUAUAGGGAGGAUACAAUAUGGAAUGAUUUGAAAUUUUUAAACUUCGGAUCCGUUGGGCCACAGUUGAAUAAAUUGGCGAAAGAAUUACAAACCCAAUACGAUACAAGACAUAAAGCCGAGAGUGUACAUGAAAUUAAAGAAUUUGUUGAUUCUUUGGGUUCAUUGCAACAAAGGCAAGCGUUUUUGAAAAAUCAUACAACCUUAUCAUCUGACGUUUUGAAAGUGGUAGAGACUGAGGAGUAUGGAUCCUUUAAUAAAAUCUUGGAGUUAGAGCUGGAAAUCCUGAUGGGGAACACACUUAAUAAAGAUAUUGAGGAUAUUAUACUAGAAUUACAAUAUGAAUACGAAGUUGACCGAAACAAAAUUCUCAGGCUAAUUUGUUUAUUGUCUCUUUGCAAGAAUUCUCUCCGUGAAAAAGAUUAUGAAGAUCUGAAAACUUUUAUGAUUGAUUCUUGGGGAAUAGAAAACUGUUUUCAACUUGAAUCCUUGGCUGAGUUAGGAUUUUUCACCAGCAAGACUGGAAAAUCAGAUUUGCAUGUAACCACAACCAAGCCUACAAGAUUACAAAAAGAAUAUCGUUAUAUUUCACAAUGGCUCAAUACUGUGCCUAUAGAAGAUGAGCAUAUUGCAGGAAAAACCACAGAUGAAAAGGACGAGUUCAUAGAAGCUACCUUUGCUUACAGUGGUGUAGUACCAUUGACAAUGAGGCUGGUCCAAAUGUUGUAUGAUAGGUCUAUAUUGUUCCAUAAUUAUUCCUCACAACAACCUUUCAUACUAUCAAGAGAGCCCAAGGUUUCCCAAACCGAAGAUUUGAUUGAACAACUAUACGGAGAUCCACAUGCAAUCGAAGAGAGUAAGUGGGUCCCAGAAAGCGUUACCAAGAGGAUCAACGCCAACAUCAAAAAUAACAAGAGAAAGUCUAUAGACGGCUCCAAGGGAACUUUCAAUACCGUUGAAGAUAUUGCACUUGUAGUAUUCUUGGGCGGUGUGACAAUGGGAGAAAUAGCCAUAUUGAAGCAUUUACAAAAAAGUUUAGGUAAAAAAGGUAUUAACAAGAGGUUUAUCAUUAUUGCUGAUGGCCUAGCCAAUGGCGAUAGAAUUAUGAACUCUAUAUCUUAA